Trichoderma asperellum CBS 433.97 is the source of this 1380-nucleotide messenger RNA. RefSeq lists its product as uncharacterized. NCBI's taxonomy places the organism in Eukaryota, Fungi, Ascomycota, Sordariomycetes, Hypocreales, Hypocreaceae. The record is from RefSeq and is a predicted model, not a curated record.
AUGGAGGCGACAUUACCGGCUAUUGCUCCAAUUGAAUCGAAUAAUGAGGAUACCAUCAUGGGAGAUUCACCUGAUGCAACAAAUAUCCAAUUAUCUCCUGGUAUCAGCCUCAGUAUGGAGAAUUCAUGUCCGCCGGCAUCGAUACCACGACCUCCAUAUACACCUCAGUUUUCAUCGGCUUCAUGGAUCUUGGAUCGUAUAAAGUCUACUCAGGGACGUCCAAGUUCGAAUUUGUCACUUAUAAUGAACAAUGCCUCUCACACUACAGAUGGAGAAAAGAGUGAGAUGGAUGAGAAGCGGGAUUCAAGCAUGAGUGACACGCUACCAAUGCCCAUUUCGCCAACCCGCCAGCCAUUCAACAACGUUGAGAAUAUCAUGGCGGCAAACUCUCGUCUAAUAGGAUUGAAGAGAAAGCGAGAACAACAGGGUGAGACGGAUGAUUUCACCCAGAAUACAAUGUCACUUCCUAUGCCUGCUCCACAGCCGGCGGUAGUACUAUCCACAACAGCGACGCUGAGUAUCACGCCGCAAAGCAGCUAUAUGAUGUGCUCCAAGUGUCAUCAAGACUCAUUGGAAGCGAAUAAUCCACUCAUUCCUUGCGGUAAUUGUUCUCAAUUAUGGCACCAAGGCUGUGUGCCGCCAUCGAUAAUAAAAGAGGAGGAGGCACAGCAACUAUUAAGGUUUACGUGCCCAUCAUGCUUGGGUGCGAAUGAAAGAGAUGCGAUGGAUCAUACAAGAGAAGGCUCUCAUCAUCAGAAUGAAUUAGAAAGACGGCGAUCCAGGAAUUUGGCGGCUCUAAAUGGAGAUGCCGUUCCGGCCAAACCAGAGCAUGUUGGUUUUUGGGCAGGAAAGGCAUCGGAUACGGCGUUAACGGAGUACUUUUAUGGGAAGAAGAAGACAGAUUUAUUAAAUAUUUUAUCAUUCUGCGAUCAGCUCAAACCACAGUUGCUGGUUGACAUCAUGGUUUCUGUUGCAAAGAGACAUCCCGACCUACCAAUCUUCGACUCUCCAAACUGGAAUGCGGAAACAUUCAGCACUGUCACAGCUCAUAGGAUAAAACACUCACACCAAAGUGCCCGGUCUGCUACACGGCCACGGCAUGGACAUACCAUUCUAGAAUCAAGAACCAAGAACAAGCACAAGAUUUCUAAAAAGAUGGUCAAGAUAGCGCCAGUUAUACAAGCUGAAGAAUCACCAGUAAUGGACGAUGGUGAUUCUCUCCCGCCAAUGUGGCCAAAGGCCGGCGAAGGCCUGUAUGCAAAACUUUCUCCAGAAGAUGAAGAUCGAGCAUUUUUGUUGGACGACAAUGAUGAGGAGGCAUUUAGCCAUUUUGGGGUGGACAAAUUUGGCAAGCAAAUAGCGAUUCCUGUAAGUGCUUGA